Onychomys torridus (southern grasshopper mouse) is the source of this 1696-nucleotide messenger RNA. It is a transcript of the gene Lap3, whose product is annotated as leucine aminopeptidase 3. NCBI's taxonomy places the organism in Eukaryota, Metazoa, Chordata, Mammalia, Rodentia, Cricetidae. Gene Ontology annotation, molecular function: metalloaminopeptidase activity; manganese ion binding. The record is from RefSeq and is a predicted model, not a curated record. The transcript is spliced from 13 exons. The coding region runs from base 43 to 1602 and encodes 519 amino acids. Gene Ontology annotation, biological process: proteolysis. Gene Ontology annotation, cellular component: cytoplasm.
GUGCUCUCUCUGGAGGGCGGCGCCGUGGGCCGAGCCGAGAAGAUGUUCUUGCUGCCUCUUCCGGCUACCGCGCGAGUAGCGCUCCACCGCCUGGGAGUGAGACGUCUCUGGGAUCGGGGUCUCUCCACCGCAGACAUGACGAAGGGUCUUGUUUUAGGAAUUUAUUCCAAAGACAAAGAUGAUGACUUACCACAGUUUACAAGUGCAGGAGAGAAUUUUAAUAAGUUGGUGGCUGGGAAGCUGAGAGAAAUGUUGGACAUAUCUGGACCUCCUCUGAAGGCAGGCAAAACCCGAACCUUCUACGGUCUGCAUCAGGACUUCCCCAGUGUGGUGGUGGUUGGUCUUGGCAAGAGAUCGGCUGGCGUUGACGACCAGGAGAACUGGCAUGAAGGCAAAGAAAACAUCAGAGUUGCUGUUGCAGCGGGAUGCAGGCAGGUUCAAGACCUGGAGCUGCCUUCAGUGGAGGUGGAUCCCUGCGGAGAUGCUCAGGCUGCUGCAGAAGGAGCCGUGCUUGGUCUCUAUGAGUUUGAUGACCUAAAGCAGAAAAAGAAGGUGGCUGUAUCGGCAAAGCUCUAUGGAAGUGGCGAUCAGGAGGCCUGGGAGAAAGGGGUCCUCUUUGCUUCUGGGCAGAACUUGGCCCGCCAGCUGAUGGAGUCUCCAGCCAAUGAGAUGACACCAACGAGAUUUGCUGCAAUUAUUGAAAAAAAUCUCAAAAGUGCCAAUAGUAAAACAGAAGUCCAUAUCAGACCCAAGUCUUGGAUAGAGGAACAAGAAAUGGGCUCAUUCCUAAGUGUGGCCAAGGGGUCUGAAGAACCACCAGUCUUUUUGGAAAUCCACUACAAAGGCAGCCCCAACACAAGUGAAGCACCCCUGGUGUUUGUGGGAAAGGGAAUUACCUUUGACAGUGGCGGUAUCUCCAUCAAGGCUUCUGCAAAUAUGGACCUCAUGCGGGCUGACAUGGGAGGAGCCGCAACAAUAUGCUCGGCCAUUGUGUCUGCAGCAAAGCUCAAUUUGCCCAUUAAUAUCAUAGGUUUGGCCCCUCUUUGUGAAAAUAUGCCUAGUGGCAAGGCCAACAAGCCAGGGGAUGUCGUCAGAGCCAAGAAUGGGAAGACCAUCCAGGUUGAUAACACCGAUGCUGAGGGCAGGCUCAUCCUGGCCGAUGCACUCUGCUAUGCACACACCUUCAAUCCCAAGGUCAUCAUCAACGCUGCCACCUUAACAGGUGCCAUGGACAUAGCCCUGGGAUCAGGUGCUACCGGCGUCUUUACCAAUUCAUCCUGGCUAUGGAACAAACUAUUUGAGGCCAGCGUAGAGACUGGGGACCGAGUCUGGAGAAUGCCUCUCUUUGAGCAUUAUACAAGACAAGUCAUAGAUUGCCAGCUUGCUGAUGUCAAUAACAUUGGAAAAUACAGAUCUGCAGGUGCAUGUACAGCCGCGGCCUUCUUGCGGGAGUUUGUGACCCAUUCCAAGUGGGCACAUUUAGACAUAGCGGGCGUGAUGACCAACAAAGACGAGGUUCCCUACCUGCGCAAAGGCAUGAGUGGGCGGCCCACGAGGACCCUGAUUGAGUUCUUACUCCGCUUCAGUAAAAACAGUUCUUAGUCCACUUAGAAACUUCUCCGUGUGUCUUGAAAUGGGUAUUUGGGCUUCAAAAUAUUUUUGAAAUAAUGAAAAUCUUUUAAAGGCAAAAAUGAAU